This is a messenger RNA of Lampris incognitus (smalleye Pacific opah), 1167 nucleotides long. RefSeq names its product biphenyl hydrolase like (gene bphl). Lineage: Eukaryota; Metazoa; Chordata; Actinopteri; Lampriformes; Lampridae. The record is from RefSeq and is a predicted model, not a curated record. Bases 138 to 992 code for a protein of 284 amino acids. The transcript has 7 exons.
UCGGUGGUAGGCUAAGGCGAUUUCAACGAAGUGAAGUUGAGACGCUGCUAAAUGAUUUUUUCGCUGUCGUGUUGUGUAAGACUACCUCAGCGUUUGUCACAAACAGGUCAUCGCUUCUUUGCGUGAACCUGUACGAAAUGGCGAUGAUAUUACACGGAAGACGGCUUCACACCUACAGGGCUAAGCUCAAGAGUGUUAUGAAAGGAACCCAAUCGCACUGCUCCUCAGUGACAUCAGGUAGACAGCUCGUCAAUGGGGUGAAUCUCUACUAUGAGCAGACUGGCAGAGGGGAACAUGCUGUACUGCUGCUUCCUGGGGCACUGGGAAGCACUCAGACUGAUUUUGGACCUCAACUGAAGUCUCUGAACAAGGAAUAUUUCACUGUAGUUGGCUGGGAUCCACGUGGUUAUGGACACUCUCGUCCACCUAAGCGAGACUUCCCCCCAGACUUCUUUGAGAGGGAUGCAAAGGAUGCAGUGAAUCUGAUGAAGGCGUUGGGCUUUGGCAGGUUUUCUCUGCUGGGAUGGAGUGAUGGAGGAAUCACUGCUCUAAUUGCAGCUGCCAAGAAUCCUGACCUGGUCAACAAAAUGGUAGUGUGGGGAUCCAAUGCUUAUGUGUCCAAACAGGACGUCAGCAUUUACAAUGCAAUCCGUGAUGUGUCUCAGUGGAGUGCAAAGAUGAGGAAGCCCAUGGAAGAGAUGUAUGGUGUAGAGCUCUUCACUAAGACCUGGGAGGCCUGGGUGGAUGGGAUUGCACAGUUUGUCAAAAGACCAGAGGGGAAUAUCUGCAUGGAGCUCCUGCCUCAGAUCAGCUGUCCUACCCUCAUUGUACAUGGAGAGAAAGACCCUAUGGUGCCCAGCUUCCACCCACAGUAUCUCCACAAACACAUCAGGGGUUCACGAUUACAUUUGAUGCCCGAGGGAAAACACAAUCUGCACUUGAGGUUUGCUGAUGAAUUCAACAAACUGGUGGAAGACUUUCUGAAUGAGUGACUCCUUAACUACUCAAGGAUGGACCGGUCAUUUAAAUCGGCAGGAAGAGCAGGACUAGAAUGAUUUCAUCACAAAAAUUUGAGACUGAUUCCUAUUUGUUUCUGCAUUGAGGUGUACUUUCAAUGGGCUUGAUCUAAAAUGUUUGCCCAGUUUAACUUUAUUUUUGUAUAUAACA